AUGGAUGCAGCCACCUCCCUCACGAAUCCAAAGCUGUCGUGGAACAUCUAUCACCGCCAGGUGUUGUGUUGUCUAUACCGCUUUUUCGAGUGCAAUCACGACCAACUAUCGGUCUUGUUCUCAACGAUUUUCCGGAGCGACCUGAGGCACUGUGGUUUUGGUGACCAAAAUGCCUCAUACGCCAGACUGCAUGCACAGUGGGAUUGGUUGAAGAGACAGAAGCGCCCAGUGUGGUAUCAUGUACACAUUCACACCGAGUUCAGGAAAGACCGGGAAUGGAGAGAUAUCAUCCACAGAAUUCGGCUCACCGCAUUCGAGCUAGGUCUUCUGCUCCAAGAGAAGUUGUUCGACACGAUUCAUAUCCCUAACGAUGACUUUGAUGUCAAUAACCACACGGAUGAAUAUUUGGGGUCUGUUCUUUUGGCAAACCAGGCCCAAGUGCAGCAUUCAUCUGGUGGUGAUGUCGUGACUGACGAGCCCUUCGCCGGGGAAUCCUCCUCCCAGAGUCCUCAAUAUCCUUCAACUGUUGUCACGGGGACACCCAUGACUGAUGCGACGCCAAUAUCUAUCGAAGACGAACUCACAGCACCAGAUAUUCAGAAUCCGGUGAUGGACGGUCCUCCUCCAUUGGGAACCCACACUAUCGACGACUCGAGUGAAAAUUUUGACCCUUUAGUCACUAGCCAUGGCAAGGCCUGUUUCUGGUGCGUAAGGGAAGGUAUUCGACUGGAAGAUGAUACUCCCACGGUCCCCGGUAUCACUGUUGAUGAAAGCCUCCAUGAUCAUAACCAGGAAAUCAAUGAGCACAGCCCCGGCCUCGAUGCUGAGAAUGUAGCUCUGGCAGAUCUCAAUAACCAUGAUUCAAGCGACCUCCCCGGACUAUGUGGCGUCGAUGAUCUGCCACCGCUGCUCUAUCGCUGGUUCAACGCCAACUCCCAGGGCAUCAAUUCGGAGACAAUCUUUGUUGCGGGCUGCUUCACAAGGACCUAUCCUGAUAUCACUUCCCCAAGCCAAACUUCGAAGGAAGAUUUCCUCGAGAUGUUCGAAGCUCAUGCGAGACGGGUAAAAAUUCCGACACCGUUUAUUUCGGUGUUCGCUCGACAGUUGGCCCCAAUUCAUCGGGCACUUCGAAACGGUCAUAAUGCUAAGAUCUCAGUAUUUGACCCGCGGAAGAUACAUACUCCUGUGUUUCAGGCACAGUCACUGGCAAGUACUACUGGAACGGAAGUCUACCAUUGGAAGGGGUAUGGCGAGUUCGCGGUAUGGGGCUGCAUCCCUGGAGAAGCAGUCGUCAGUACAUUCGAUAUUACGACUCUGGAACAUAUUGCCUCGCGAGACGUUGAGAUACGGGAUUUUCUCCAACUUUCUCUUAUCAAGGAGCAAUCGAUGUGCGACCACAGGCUACGUCGACUUUUACGGGCCAACCUAGAGGCGUAUGAGUAUGAGGACUGUUACUCGCUCCUCAAGCGACUGGCGCGUGAGCUUGGUAUGCCUCGAGAGUUUCAUGAGUCUUUUGCCAUGGGUAUGUAUCAGGCCUGGACUAGGGACCUAGGUGGUCUCUGUCGGGAACGAGAGGACCUCCUUUAUCCCCCUUCCGUUUCACCAGAGCCUCCCAUCACAGAUCAAGGCAACGCUCCCAUAAUAGAUAGACUAGAUCAGAGAUUCACACGGUCUAUAAGUGAGUCUACAACAUCAUAUAUACCUACCAAGAGUGACGAUGGGAGUUGUUCCGAGUCUAGCUCCGACGAGGAGGACACAAUGUCCCAGUCUCCAGAGGCUAUAUGUCCAAGACGGGAUACCGCUAGCCCCGACUUCUCGGUAGCCAGUGAUACGGAUGACUCUGUCGAGUUGAAUUUCCGCCCGCACAGUCUUGCAGCUACUAACUAUGUCGAAAUGCUUGAGGUCGCAGUCCUACCCACACCACCCGGUACGAGCCGAUACUUCCAUCACUCGAGCAAUGUUAGUUUGACUGUGCCUCCGCUGACCUUGGGCACGCUGAAUCUAUCAACGACUCUGAAUGAUGGUCUUGAUUUUGACGACGAGCCCGAAUGGCCCUCAGAGGGAGAAACCUUUGAUGGGAACAACACCCCAACUAGGUCUCGAUACUUUAACCACAAUGGCGGGUACAUGCAUUCACCUCGCCCAAGUCUCCAGGAGCAAAAUCCGUUUGUGCUGAGUGAUGAUGAGAUGGAGCCGUGA
Messenger RNA from Penicillium brasilianum, 2199 nucleotides. The record is from the annotation of a GenBank genome assembly. NCBI's taxonomy places the organism in Eukaryota, Fungi, Ascomycota, Eurotiomycetes, Eurotiales, Aspergillaceae.